Messenger RNA from Acanthisitta chloris (rifleman), 236 nucleotides. RefSeq names its product prefoldin subunit 2 (gene PFDN2). Gene Ontology annotation, molecular function: protein folding chaperone. The annotation marks the transcript as partial. Gene Ontology annotation, biological process: protein folding. The transcript is spliced from 3 exons. Gene Ontology annotation, cellular component: cytoplasm; prefoldin complex. The record is from RefSeq and is a predicted model, not a curated record. NCBI's taxonomy places the organism in Eukaryota, Metazoa, Chordata, Aves, Passeriformes, Acanthisittidae.
GGGAAGGGCUGGCAGCGGAGCAGGUUGUGUCCCGUUUCAAUCGGCUGCGGCAGGAGCAGCGAGGUUUGGCCUCCAAAGCAGCUGAGCUGGAGCUGGAGCUGAACGAGCACAGCCUGGUCAUCGAGACCCUGCGGGAGGUGGAUCCCACACGGAAGUGUUUCCGCAUGGUCGGAGGGAUCCUGGUGGAGAGGACGGUCAAGGAGGUGCUGCCAGCGCUGGAGAGCAAUAGGGACCAG